Neurospora tetraspora is the source of this 1444-nucleotide messenger RNA. RefSeq names its product glycoside hydrolase superfamily. The coding region runs from base 151 to 1419 and encodes 422 amino acids. Lineage: Eukaryota; Fungi; Ascomycota; Sordariomycetes; Sordariales; Sordariaceae. The transcript is spliced from 2 exons. The record is from RefSeq and is a predicted model, not a curated record. Gene Ontology annotation, molecular function: hydrolase activity, hydrolyzing O-glycosyl compounds.
AUCUCCAGAGUACCAUCCCGGCAUCUAUAUCACGGUAUAGUUGCCAUCAUAUAGGGCCGCUUUCAGUUUUCCAGGUAGGUAUAAACAGCGAAAAAUCCCAGGCAUGUUGACGGAUGUUCAGUUGGCAAUGGAACGCCAUCACUGCUCAACAUGAGGCUCAUCACUAUUCUCGCUGGCCUCGUCGGCUCCUCUCUCGCCGCCCCAACCAACCAACCCCACGGCGAUGCUCUCGCCACUCGCGCCCCAUGGCCCAACGGCCCCCUUGUAACCUCCGGACGCUGGAUCCGCGAUGCCUCCGGCACCAACCUGACCUAUGCCGGUGUCAACUGGCCUGGGGCAGCCGACGUCAUGAUCCCCGAGGGUCUGCAGUACCAAUCCAUCGCAACCAUCGCGUCCAAGAUCAAGAGUCUCGGCAUGAACGCCAUCCGUUUGACCUUCGCCAUCCAAAUGGUCGACGAGAUUUACUCCAACGGAGGGAAGGAUAUUACCCUACAAAAGGCCUUCACCCAGGCCCUCGGGUCGACAAACGGCCCCAAGGUGCUCAACCAGCUCCUGGCCAAGAACCCCCAGUUCACGGCGAGUACUACCAGGCUGCAGGUCUUCGAUGCGGUGGCGGCUGAGUGCGCGAAGCAGCAGAUCUUUGUCCAUCUGGAUAACCAUAUCUCCAAGGGCACGUGGUGCUGCUCGACUGACGAUGGAAACAGUUGGUGGGGAGACACGUACUUUUCGGCGGCCAACUGGACGAGAGGUCUUGCGUAUAUGGCUAGCCAUGGCAAGCAAUGGACAUCACUCAUGUCCAUCGGCCUCCGAAACGAACCGCGCGAGCCCACUUCAGGCGCGGCCAAAUCAACCUACAACUGGCAAACCUGGUAUACGUACAUGAGACAAGGCGCCGAAGCCGUGCACUCCUCGAACCCGGACCUUCUCAUCUUUUUGUCUGGCCUGUCCUUCGACACCUUCCUGACGCCCGUCGUCCGCGGCACCGCCUUGACCCCGGGAACCGGCAAGUUCAGCUUCAACGACUUCCCCGGCUAUGCCAACAAACUCGUCCUUGAACUGCACAACUACGAGAACAGCGCCACCAACUGCAACAACCUGCAGAACAACUUGUACAACAAUGGCUUUCAGGCGUUGACGAGUUCUGCAGUCAAUCAGUUCCCGGUGGUAAUGACUGAGUUUGGGUUCCAGAUGGAUGCGAGCACGUGGAAGGGAACGUAUGCUAGCUGUUUGGCAAGCUAUUUGCCCGCCCAAAAGGCUGGCUGGUUUAUCUGGGUGCUGGCGGGCUCAUAUUACAUCCGGUCUGGGACGCAGGAUCACGACGAGGGAUGGGGGCUGUUGACCCACGAUUGGAGCGCAUGGAGGAGUCCGAGUUAUGUCAACGGGGCGUUGAUUCCCAUGGUCAAGAACACCCUCAGCUAGAGGCUCAGCUAAGCAGCAAAUACAC